Molecule: messenger RNA, 1601 nt
Organism: Bactrocera tryoni
Lineage: Eukaryota; Metazoa; Arthropoda; Insecta; Diptera; Tephritidae
Gene: Nf-YB
Product: transcriptional activator HAP3
Exons: 4
Coding region: 175-1200 (341 amino acids)
Biological process (GO): regulation of transcription by RNA polymerase II
Cellular component (GO): CCAAT-binding factor complex
Molecular function (GO): DNA-binding transcription activator activity, RNA polymerase II-specific; protein heterodimerization activity; RNA polymerase II cis-regulatory region sequence-specific DNA binding
Source: RefSeq, a predicted model, not a curated record
CUGCAACGUAAACAAACGCGAAAAAUUGGAAAAAGAGGUUCGGAAUGACAUAAAGCUGUCAAAGUUGUUGAUGCAUACACUUUUUUAUAACACACAGUUUUUACAAAAGUACAAUUUAACAGAAAAAUUGAAAUAAAUAUAAUAAAUAGCACUUUAAAGUGAAAUAAACUUAAUAUGAGUACUAGCGGUGAUUCACAACCUUAUUUGAAUGAUUUUAUGAUGCGAGACGAUGAGGAUGGCGUGUCAGGCGAUGAUGAAUCAGAUAACAAGCAUAGCGGCGGAAAUUAUAUGCUACGUGAACAGGAUCGCUUCCUACCCAUUUGCAAUAUUAUAAAGAUUAUGAAGGUGCCUGUACCAGAGAAUGGUAAAAUCGCUAAAGACGCUCGAGAAUGCAUACAGGAAUGUGUUUCCGAAUUUAUAUCCUUUAUCACUUCGGAAGCCAUAGAGCGUAGUAUAGCAGAAAACAGAAAGACCGUAAAUGGUGAUGAUUUAUUGUAUGCGUUUGCCAAUUUGGGUUUCGACAACUACGUUGAGCCAUUAUCUAUGUACCUACACAAAUUUCGUGAGUCAACCAAAUCGGAUCGUAAUUUAUAUAGUGAGACAAAUAUGCUGCAAGAUGAUUCUUCAACUGAAUUUCCAAUAAAUGCGGACAACAGUAAUACAACUAUCAUAACAACAAAAGCAAUGACAACACAUACUGGUGCAUUAACAAUAACAACAAAUGCUAUCAACCACACAACUGCAUCUGUAGCCAACACUAUUAACACCUAUUCGGAUGUGAAAUUGUUUGAAAUAAUCGAAGCAAACCAGCACCAACAGCAAACACAUCAUCAACAACAGCAGCAGCAGCGUCAACAAAAUGGUAUUCAUAGCAUCACUAUAACUCCAACAACAACCACAUCAGCUGUGCCACUAAAUUUAUUAAGUACCGGUUGCAAUCAAUCAAGCAACAUAACUCCAGUUGGUACAUCCAAUACACUGAACACAACAACAUUAGGCUCUGUACGUCGGUCGGCGCGUCUACAAACUCGUCCUACUCAACUGCCGAUAGUCACAACAGUGGCGAACGAGACGCCUGGCGCUAUAAUGAAUGCGGAUCAAAUGAUAUUCUUUGAUGCUAACGAAUUGCAUCAACAUGUUUUGCAGCAACAACAACAACAGCACCAUGUUAAUGGCAAUAAUAAUUAUAUGCAUAUGUAGAGCAUAAUUAAGCAUUGAUAUUGUCGAUGUAACGAAUUUAUUGUGGUCAUUCUGUUUUAAUUGCGUAAGUGGUAGAAGCUAGAACGAACUAAAUUAAAGUGAAAAGCCUAGAAGAGCGAUGGUUUCAUUUAUAAAUGAAAUAUUUUUGUGAGACUUGAAAAAAAUUACUAUAUAAUUGUUUUAAAGUGUUACAUAAUUAUAUUAUAAUUUUUUACUUAAAAAAUUCUCUUCAAGAGUAGUAGUUGAGGCGAUAAUUAUGUACUUUUCUAUAGUUUUGUUACUUAUAAUUUUCUAAAGUGUGUUUAGGUUAUGGUUGAGACAAAUUGUGUGUUGUCACAAAACUAAUAAAUAUUUUGUACGCAGCGAACUUUUUUUUAUAAAAUGAAAAUAUUAACUUUAGU